AUGGCUGUAGCUAACACAGAAUGCAACAUUAAGGUGUUGUGUCGUUUUCGCCCAUUGAAUCAGUCUGAAAUCAUCCGUGGAGAUAAGUUCAUCCCAACGUUUCAAGGCGAUGACACUGUCAUUCUUGGGGGGAGAUCCUACGCGUUCGACCGGGUGUUUCCCACCAACAGCACCCAGGAGCAGGUGUACGACACAUGUGCCAAGCAGAUUGUUAAAGAUGUUCUUGGGGGGUACAAUGGGACCAUCUUCGCCUAUGGACAGACCUCUUCCGGGAAGACACACACCAUGGAGGGGAGGCUGCACGACCCUCAGGGCAUGGGCAUCAUCCCCAGGAUCGCAGAAGACAUAUUCAAACACAUAUUCGCCAUGGACGAAAACCUAGAGUUCCACAUCAAGGUGUCCUAUUUUGAGAUCUAUAUGGACAAAAUCCGGGACCUGCUGGAUGUGACUAAAACUAACCUGUCGGUGCAUGAAGACAAGCACAGAGUGCCCUAUGUGAAGGGCUGCACGGAACGAUUUGUGACAAGUCCAGAGGAAGUGAUGGACGUCAUUGACCAAGGCAAAUCCAACCGCCAUGUUGCAGUCACCAAUAUGAACGAGCACAGUUCCCGCAGCCACAGCAUCUUCCUGAUCAACAUCAAGCAGGAGCACGUGGAGACGGAGCAGAAGAUCUGCGGGAAGCUCUACCUGGUCGACCUGGCUGGCAGUGAGAAGGUCAGCAAGACGGGAGCAGAGGGAGCAGUGCUGGAUGAGGCCAAGAACAUCAACAGGUCUCUGUCCGCCCUGGGGAACGUCAUCUCUGCCUUGGCUGAGGGCACGAAAACCCACGUGCCGUACCGGGACAGCAAGAUGACUCGCAUCCUGCAGGACUCGCUGGGUGGGAACUGUCGCACCACCAUGUUCAUCUGCUGCUCUCCCUCCAGCUACAACGACGUGGAGACCAAGUCCACGCUCAUGUUUGGCCAACGUGCUAAGACCAUUAGGAACACAGCUUCGGUGAACCUGGAGCUGACAGCGGAGCAGUGGAAGAGGAAGUAUGAGAAGGAGAAGGAGAAGAACCGGGCCAUGAAGGAGGUCUACCAGAGGCAGGACGACGAGCUCCGGCGCUGGAGGAGCGGGGAAAACGUCCCUCAACCGGAGCCGCUGAGCCCAGGGUCGCUUGGUGGGCAGACUGCGGCCCCCGGGGUGGACGGGCCCUCCCAGGACAUGUGCAGCCCCUGCAGCCCCUGCAGCCCCACAGACUCCAUCGUGGUGCGCAUCUCCGAGGAGGAGCGGCACAAGUACGAGGACGAGAUACGCAAGCUCUACAAGCAGCUCGACGACAAGGAUGAUGAGAUCAACUACCAGAGCCAGAUGGUCGAGAAGCUGAAGGAGCAGAUGAUUGACCAGGAGGAGCUGCUGGCGUCGUCCCGCGGGGCCAGUGAGAAGGUGCAGUCGGAGCUGUCCCGCCUGCAGAGGGAGAGCGCCUCAGCCAAGACAGAGGUGAAGGAGGUGCUGGAGGCCCUGGAGGAGCUGGCCCUCAACUACGACCUGCGGAGCCUGGAGGCCGAGGAGAAGAGCCACAAGAACAAGCUGCUGGCCGACGAGCUGGCCAAGAAGAUGACCCGCCUGGUGGCGUUGGAGGCGGAGCUAAGCCGUAUCCAGGAAGCCAGCGGUCGCCAGCGGAAACGCAUCGCAGAGGUGCUGAACCGGCUGAUGAGGGACCUGAGUGAGUUCGGCACCGUCCUGGGAUCUGGGGACGCUAAGCUGCCUGUGGAGGUCUCCGGGGGGCUCGAGGAGGAGUUCACGGCGGCGCGCCUCUACAUCAGCAAGAUCAAGUCGGAGGUGAAGUCCAUGGUGAAGCGCUGCCGCCACCUGGAGAGCCUGCAGACAGAGUGCUACCGCAAGACGGAGGAGACGGGCCGGGAGUUGUCCUCCUGCCAGCUUCUCAUUUCCCAGCACGAGGCCAAGAUCCGCUCGCUGACGGAGUACAUGCAGGAGGGGGAGCAGAAGAAGAGACGGCUGGAGGAGGGCUACGACUCCCUGAGCGAGGAGCUUGCCAUGCUCCAGGCCCGAGAGACUUUGGCCCAGGUUUCCAGGAGGGAGAAACAGAUGGCUGUCAAGGAAUCUGAUGAUACACAGAGAGCCCUGGAGCAGCAGAUGGAGGUGCGUCGUCGGGCUCACAGCAAGCAGCUGGGGCGCCUGCGGGACGAGAUCAAUGAGAAGCAGAAGACAAUCGACGAGCUCACAGAUCGUAACCAGAGGCAACAUCUGGAGCUGGAGCAGCUGCACGGGGACUAUGAGCACCUCCGCGGGCGCGAGCGCCACAACAGCCGACGGCUGGAGGAGCUGAUAUUUCUUCACGAGCGUCACGAGCAGUCCAAACAGGAUUUGAAAGGCCUGGAGGACACCGUUGCACAUGAACUCCAGACCCUCCACAACCUCCGGAGGCUUUUUGUCCAGGACCUCACGACUCGGGUCAAACGGGGUUCCCAAAUGAAUCCUGCCGAUUGCGGGGGUUUCAUCACCCAGAAGCAGAAGAUAUCCUUUCUUGAAAACAACCUGGAUCAGCUUACGAAAGUUCACAAACAGCUGGUACGGGACAAUGCAGACCUGCGCUGCGAGCUCCCCAAGCUGGAGAAGCGCCUGCGCUCCACGGCGGAGCGGGUCAAGGCCCUCGAGGGGGCCCUGAAGGAGGCCAAGGAGGGCGCCAUGAAGGACCGCCGGCACUACCAGCAGGAGGUGGAGCGCGUCAGGGACGUGAUGAGGGCCCGCAACCCCCUGCGCAGACCCUACGCCGCGCAGAUAGCCAAGCCGGUACGCCCGGGACACUACCCACCAGCCUCCCCCACCAACCCCUUCUUCGUGCGGGGCUACAGUGGCCACGGCACGGCCACCUCCUCCAGCAACACUGUGACGGACCACCAGACAGCUGCUGCUCCUCCUGCGGCCCCCCCAGCCCCGCAGCCGGGGAACGCGGCCGACGUGAAUGACAACAGACGUUUUCUAUGGGACAACCAGGCGGGCUCAACCCCGACCCCGCGCUACGGCCUGCAGCCCGAGGCCUCGGCCAGCUAG
Gadus chalcogrammus (walleye pollock) is the source of this 3057-nucleotide messenger RNA. It is a transcript of the gene kif5ab, whose product is annotated as kinesin family member 5A, b. The transcript has 27 exons. Gene Ontology annotation, molecular function: microtubule binding; microtubule motor activity; ATP binding. Gene Ontology annotation, biological process: microtubule-based movement. NCBI's taxonomy places the organism in Eukaryota, Metazoa, Chordata, Actinopteri, Gadiformes, Gadidae. The coding region runs from base 1 to 3057 and encodes 1018 amino acids. The record is from RefSeq and is a predicted model, not a curated record.